CCCCCCACUCCCGCCCCCCUCCAGAGCGAGCUCCGGCCUCGCCAAGGCGGCUCCGACGGGGCGGCGGCGGCGGCGUCAGGCUGAGGAGAAGCGGCGCUGGUGCCCCGUGAGGAGGAGCGGCUGGUGCUGCGGCGGCGGCGUCUCUGGAUGGGGCCGCGGCCGGCGGGGGCUGCCUCGCGUCCGCGUCGCCAGGGGCGGCUCCUUCCUCCUCCUCCUCCUCCUCCUGAGGGGAACCCGGCCGCCUCGUCUCGCCGCCACCGCUGCUGAGGGAAGCAGGCUCGGGGGCGGCGGCCGCCUCCUCCUCGUCUCCUCCUCCUCCUCCUCAGCCCGGUCGGGGCGGCGCCUGAGGGAGGCAGCGGCGGCGUCGGGCCUUCCUCCCGCCGGCCCCAAUGCAGCAGCAGCAGCAGCAGCCUGACUCAGCGGCGGAGGCGCGGGAGAGGAAGAAGAUGGCGCAGCCCGCGAUGCUGCCUCGGAGGGGCGGCAGCACCAGCAGCAGCGGCGCCGGCUUGGAGGACUUCCCGGCCGGCCUGCUGGUCCAGCCGACGCCGGCGUCCCCUGCCGCAUCCUCCGCCUCGGUCUCCGUCUCCUCCUGCCCUCCCGGGGCUCCUCCGCCGCAGAGCCUGGCGCUGCUCUCGCAGGGGGGAGGCGGCGGCGGGCCGGCGGGCGCCCAGUUGAAGAAGAAGAGCGGCUUCCAGAUCACCAGCGUGACCCCGGCGCAGAUCUCGGCCAGCCUCAGCUCCAACAACAGCAUCGCCGAAGACACCGAGAGUUACGACGACCUGGACGAGUCGCACACCGAGGACUUCUCCUCCUCCGAGAUCCUGGACGUCUCGCUCUCCCGGGCCACCGACUUGGGGGAGCCCGAGCGCAGCUCCUCCGAGGAGACGCUCAACAACUUCCACGAGGCCGACAGUCCCGGCGCCGUCUCCCCCAACCAGCCUCGCCCGGCCCAGCAGCCCCGAGGCCUGACCAACGGCAGCGCCCACCCGCUGCACAUGCCCCACUACGCCCAAGGGGGGCACCCCCAGCCUCCCUCCCAUGCCGGGGUCCCCCCGCCGAUGUCUGCGGGAUCUCCAUCCAGCCCGUCUUUCCGAAGGCUGCCCGUCGCGGGAAGUUUGGAGAGGCCUGGUCCUGCAGGAGCAUCCUCCGUGGCGGCCCUUGCGGGGGCCACCGUAGCUCACUUCCAUGCGGGGGCCAUUGCUGCCGGGGGAGCCGUGGCCGCUGCAGCGAGUGGCAGGGCCCGCCAGGUGGGCAAGACCCUCACGAACCUUGCCGCUGCGGGCAACGGCAUGGCCUUGCCUGGAGGGAGCCACCCUGGGAAUGUGGCACUCUCCGGCGGGAUCGGCAACGGUACCGGGACCCCCUCAAACACCUCCGGAAGUACUGGUCAUACAGCCGCAGGGGCCACGGCAACGGGUCAUCUGCAGCCGGCCGGCAGCACCUCCCGUUUCCGUGUGGUGAAAUUAGAUUCAAGUUCGGAGCCCUUUAAGAAAGGCCGAUGGACUUGUACCGAGUUCUACGACAAGGAGAAUCCCGGGGCAGUGGCUGAAAGUGCCCCCGUGGCUAAAACCGUAGACGCUCUCCUAGACGUGGCCUCCGAAAGAGAAAGCACCAGUGGGAGCUCGGUCAGUAGCACCCUGAGCCACUACACCGAGAGCGUGGGCAGUGGGGAGAUGGGGGCGCCUCCUGGGAUGCAGCCGCAAGGGUUCCAUCCUCAGCAGAUGGAGUUCAGCACUGGGUUGCCCUCAGCAUCAGCACCGGGGCUCCCCCAGAGUAUGUCUCAGUCCCAGCUCUCCCAAGUCCAGCUGCAUCCUCAAGAGGUCAGCUACCCUCCGCAGAAGCAAGGGGCGCCCCCUCCCACCUCGGCCAUGCCUCCUCCGUUGACCGUCGUGGGUGGCCAUCAACCAACUCUGCCGUUCACCCCACCGCCAACCCAGCCGGUCCCUGCGGUUCCAGUCGCUCCACAGCCCCAGCCGUUACCUUUUGGGCAGGGACAGGCUCAGCACCCCACCGCCUUGCCCCCCAUGCCUAUGCAGAUGGCUCCAGGGCAGCACGUGAAGCCCAUCACCCAAACUUCAUUGCCUGAGUACAUCCAGCCCCCGCAGAUGCUUCCAGCUCCUUCUUUGCAGCCCGGGACAGCGAUUGUCGGAAGCGGUUCAUCCGUGCCCGUCGCUCAGCCUCCAAAUAUGCAGCUUCCUGUCCAGACACACAUCCCAGUGGCACCUUCUCAGUCUGUGGCGCAGGCUCAACCCGCCAUCCCAGCCGCGGGGGCUCCCGCUGCCCUGAUGAACGUUGGGCAACCAGGAAGUGCCGCUCCCGUAGCCCAGCGGCCCUCCGUCGCAAGUCAGAUUGCUCCUUCUGUGUUGGCCCCCAGCGCUGCUGUUCCUGCACCCCCACAAGCAGCCCCAGGAUCCCAAAGUGCUCCAUCAGGCCUUCCUCAGACUUUGGGCAUCCCGCCACCGGGCAACCUGAUGCCCAUGCAAGCCGCCGAUCCUCUGGUUCAAGGAAUGGCCCAGUUGCCUCCUGUUAGCCCAGUCCCUUCCGUCAGCGCUGCUGCUCCUGUGCCUGGCCACUCGGCUUCCAGUAUGCCCCCUGCGCCUGGGAGCCUGGCUCCUUCCAAGACCCUCGCCCAGCCUUCAAGUAUGCAAAAUGGGAGCCUGGUCCAAAAUGUCUCUCAGCCUGCCUUGCUUUCCACGGGCGUCCAUUUGCCGGGAGCCCCCAACUCUUCCCAGUUCUCCUCGCAGUCCCUCGCUCAGUCUAUCGCGAGCCGAAUUGAAGAGGCCAAGCGCCCUACGACCGAGUCCAUCCUGGUUGGCUUAACCCAGCCUUCUGGUGGCGCUGAAAGCAGCAGCAGCAUCGGCGCCUCCUCGGCCUUGGCAGAUGGGAGCAUGGUCUCCUCUCUCUUCCCCCUGAAGGCACUUCCGCUGGCCUCUCUGGAUGGUGAGGAAGACAGCUCCUCCGGGGCCAGCGUGGUCGCCAUCGACAACAAAAUCGAGCAAGCCAUGGAUCUGGUGAAGAGCCACUUGAUGUACGCGGUGCGAGAGGAAGUCGAAGUCCUGAAAGAGCAGAUCAAAGAACUCAUUGAGAAAAACAACCAGCUGGAACAAGAGAACAACCUGUUGAAAACCUUGGCCAGUCCAGAGCAGCUGGCUCAGUUCCAGGUUCAAUUGCAGACGAGCAAUUCUCCAGCUGGGAAUUCUUCGCAAACGCAGGGGACGAACCUGCAACCUUCCCAAGCUGCAGCACCGCAAAACUCCGGACCUUCGGCCUAGUCAGUCUUAAGCACCUCUUGAGAUUUCGGCACUCUGGAUUCUGCUGAGAGAGGCUGGACUGCGGGAAUCCAGCAGUCUCUGCAUGCUGUCUCCUACCCCCCCUCCCCAAUUAUGAAGACACUUCUGCGCCCUCCCUCCCUCCCUCCCUCCCCAACUCCUAGUCGCAAAACAUUGGUUUCCUUUCCAGUAUUAGAGCCGUUCAAGGGGGGAGCAGGAGAGGGUUGAAAUUUUUCUUUUGAGAUUUAUUUUUUAAAGUUGGGAGUGGGAGGGAGGGUCUCGCCACCAUUCAGGGAAUUAGCACAAAUGCACUGGGCGACUUGAGCAGCUUUUGCAGCGGCUGCUAAAAGAAAAAAAAAAAAAAACCAACCGUAUGAGUUUUUGUGUGCCUGAAGCUUAAUUUUUCCUUAACGAUCUUCCUUCCGUGUUAAUGCCGUGAUGAAUGCAAGCGCUGUUGGGCCUGGCAAUGUGAAGAACUUGGCUAGGGUGGUGGGGAUGAAGCCCCCUUCUCUAGCUUUCCACCAGGAAGCCAAAGGAAUAAGACAGGGAAAGAAAGAACUCUGGGGAAACUGAGGGACAGUAAAAAAAAAGGAGGGAAGGGGCUUUUGGUGCCUGCAGUCUUAAAAAAAAAAAAAAAAGCAGAUGUGCACUCAUUUUCUAUAGCCAAGGAAGGUGCGAAAAAAUUAAAAUAAAUUAAAAAAAUCACCUAUUUUCUAGGAGAGGAACCGGUAGAUAAAAAUGCUGUGACAUAGGAUGGGUCUGAUGAAGGUUUCUUUGCUUAAUGUAUAUUUGUGUAUUUAGUGUACAAUUACUUUGUAAAAUAGAAACUGUAACUACUCCAUUCAGUUGUACAGAGUGAAUUUAAAAAGAAUGAACUGAAUCAGUUUGGAUAGCGAUUUUAUUUUUCCUUUGGUUUUGGUUGUUGUUGUUUUUUUAAGUUUAUUUUUACUUUAUUUUAUUUUUUUGACGCUACAUGGAUUCAAUUUUGCACCUAUACAGCUCUUUUUGGGAUUCGGCUGGUGCUGCUUCUGUCAGUUGCCUUGGAAAAUGAAUAUAUAUAUUGAAGUCAAACUCUGUCCUUUGCAGUUCCGGUUGAUGCGGGCUGCGGGUGGGGGAGGGGCAGGGAUGAAUUCACCAAAGCAAAAAUCUUAAAAAAAUUAAUUCCUCACAUUUUGGAGGUGGGCAUACGAUCUGUGUAAUAAAAUGCAUAUGUUCUUGUGCAUGUUCUGGGCGAUGAAUUGGGAGGAAAAUGGUAAAAAUACCAGUAUAUUUAACGAUUGCACAUGUCAACUUCCAAUAAAGCAUACCAUGUUGAUAUAGAA
Messenger RNA from Pantherophis guttatus, 4591 nucleotides. RefSeq names its product TSC22 domain family member 1 (gene TSC22D1). The record is from RefSeq and is a predicted model, not a curated record. Gene Ontology annotation, cellular component: nucleus; cytosol. NCBI's taxonomy places the organism in Eukaryota, Metazoa, Chordata, Lepidosauria, Squamata, Colubridae. Gene Ontology annotation, biological process: negative regulation of apoptotic process; positive regulation of cell population proliferation; regulation of transcription by RNA polymerase II.